AUCUUUAUGAGGGCGUACAAACAAUACGAUAAGAAAAUUGAUGCGGAUUUUAUUCUCAGGCUGUUUAUUUUUAAACACUAAACUCCAAAGUCCUCUUCUUUGUUUGGACAAUAAACCUGUCCUUCUUUGAUAUCUUAUCUUUGAGUUAUCUGGACACCUGAAUAAAGUUCAGGCGAUUAUCUAAGUUUGUCUUCUUUAUGGAAUUUGACUUGCAGUCUUACCUGUAUUCAUUAUUGUUUACAAUAUAUCAUAUCGUUGAACUGAGCAACGCAUUCAAUCACAAGACGUUGAAAUACAUCUCCACUAGACCACAUGAUAUAAAUAAAUGAUAAAAUUGUUAACAAACAAAACUAUAUGAGUGUAUGAGUUAUUCAAGAAGGCGAUUAUAGUAUAUUUCUACUUAAAAAUAGUUCACUCCACCGGAUUUACCACCAGACAACCUCGGUAUUACUCCUCAAAGCAUAUCUGACUGACGAACUGUUAACGUAAAGACAUGAGAGAUAACUGUGGAAAUGAUCAUUCUAUUACUCCUGACACAACAAAAGUAAUAUCUGAUGGGCUAUAUUAUCGAGAUUUGUUUUCACUGAUGUCGGUUAUCAGGAGGUCAAUUACAAAAUCUAGAAUUACUUUUAUACUAAACGUAUUUGCAAUUGUCGUCUUACAGUUGGGGAUUGCAUUCGGUCUAACGUGUCUGUUCACACAAGUAAUAGAAGCCGCCUUUUUGAUAAAAACCUAUCCUAUAUUUGUGUGGGUUAUCAGUGGGAUACAAUUUGUUCUCGAAAUUGUAUGGGCCCUUGUGAGACCAGUCUCGAGAGUAUUCCCCUGGAAUCUUCUCUACCUGUUACUUAUGACGCUAUUAUCCUCCAUAAUAAUGGGAUAUGAAUCCGAGCCAUACAAGGAAGAUAUUCCAUUUAUUGCAUUCACAUUCAUGUGGACGGUGUUACAAGUCAUUGUAGUAUUUUCAGUAUUUGUAUUGAAUGAUUUCACAGAAAGUUUACUAAGCAGGAUAAUAAAUAUCGUUUUUGCUGUGGUAAUAUUGGCCGGUCAGAUUGCUUACUUUUUGAGAAACAGAACUACAAUUACCUUACUUAUUGCUGGAGCUAUUGGAUUCCCAUUCACAUGCUUCCAACUCAUAAAAGAAGUCAAGCGUGUGUUCGGAGGUAGCAAAAGCUUUUACCCAGAGGAUAAUAUUGUCCUUCCAGCUAGGAACAUUUAUGCUUACUGUUGGAGUUUAUUCCUAACAAUCAUAUGGGUGUAUGCAUUCAAUGGACAAAGAGAAAUCCCCGGACAAUAAACUUGUUGAAAGUGUUGACCAAAGUCGUUGUAUAUCAUGAAAAACUGUAACAGAAACAUUGAAAGUUGAAUGAAAU
Trichobilharzia regenti is the source of this 1370-nucleotide messenger RNA. The record is from the annotation of a GenBank genome assembly. Lineage: Eukaryota; Metazoa; Platyhelminthes; Trematoda; Strigeidida; Schistosomatidae.